This is a messenger RNA of Oryzias latipes (Japanese medaka), 3143 nucleotides long. Its product is annotated as oxysterol-binding protein-related protein 2. The record is from RefSeq and is a predicted model, not a curated record. NCBI's taxonomy places the organism in Eukaryota, Metazoa, Chordata, Actinopteri, Beloniformes, Adrianichthyidae. Gene Ontology annotation, cellular component: perinuclear endoplasmic reticulum; cytosol; plasma membrane. Gene Ontology annotation, molecular function: cholesterol binding.
UGGCUGCUACAGUUGUCAAUCACGAUGCCCUUGACGCCCACUUCCGGCAGGCGUCAGAAGGCAUAGUGUUUUAGCUUGUGUCCAGGUGAAUUUGACCCUUUUUUUCCAAAGGGCUGCCGUCCGGCUGUCUGGGAUGCUCGGAGAGAGCGGCUGCGCGGCAGGGACCGGGCCGGCGUUGGAAACAUGACCGCUGAGUAACGUCUAGCUCUGCUUUACCCACUAUAACUCAGCAUGAACAGCGAAGAGGAAUUUUUCGACGCUGAAACAGGGCUGGAGUCAGACGAUUCCUGUGAAGUCAGCUUCAAAGAUGCGCUGCUGUUUGACAGGAAGCAGGUGACGGGAAGCAGACAGGAGAAUGGCAUGUGGGAGCGCAGGAAAACUUUGCCAGCUCAAAUGAUUUCCCGGAGCAACUUCAGUAUUUGGAGCAUCCUGAAGAAGUGCAUCGGCAUGGAGCUGUCCAAAAUAGCCAUGCCAGUUGAGUUUAAUGAGCCGCUGAGCUUUCUCCAGAGAAUCUCAGAAUACAUGGAACACACUCACCUCAUCCACAAAGCCUGCAGCUUAUCGGAUUCUGUGGACCGGAUGCAGGUUGUUGCUGCUUUUGCUGUUUCAGCCGUAGCAUCUCAAUGGGAAAGGACAGGAAAGCCGUUUAAUCCCUUGCUGGGGGAGACGUACGAGCUCAUAAGAGAGGAUGAGGGGUACAGGUGGAUCUCAGAGCAGGUCAGCCACCACCCCCCAGUCAGUGCCUUCCAUGCCCAAUCUCUGAAGCAGGAGUUUGAGUUUCACGGCUCCAUCUACCCAAAGCUGAAGUUCUGGGGCAAAAGCGUGGAGGCUGAGCCCAAAGGCACCAUGGUGCUGGACUUACUAAAGCAUAAAGAAGUGUACACGUGGACAAACCCAAUGUGCUGCGUUCAUAACAUCAUCUUGGGUAAACUGUGGAUCGAACAGUAUGGAUCAGUGGAGAUAAUCAACCACAGCACAGGCGAUAAAUGUGUGCUGAACUUCAAACCAUGUGGGAUGUUUGGAAAGGACCUGCACAAAGUGGAGGGAUACAUUCAAGACAAAAGUAAGAAGAAGCGGAGGGUGAUAUAUGGGAAGUGGACAGAGUGCAUUUACAGUGUUGACCCUAAGAGUUAUGACGCCUACAAGAGGGCAGCAGGUGACCCAAAGAGGUUGAAACAGGAGAACAGCUGUGAAGGUGAAGAAGCAGACGAGAUGCCAGAUGUUCAAGAGACUGUAACUGUGAUACCAGGAAGUGCCUUAUUGUGGAGGAUCACGCCACGGCCGGCUCACUCGGCGCAGAUCUACAACUUCACCAGCUUUGCUGUGACGCUGAAUGAGCUGGAGCCGGGGAUGGAGAAGCUUCUGGCCCCAACAGACUGUCGGCUGAGGCCAGACAUCAGAGCCAUGGAGAACGGAGACAUGGAACUGGCCAGUGCAGAAAAAGAACGUUUAGAGGAGAAACAGAGGGCAGCACGGAGGGAACGGUCCGAAGAAGAAGAGACGUGGUCGACAAGGUGGUUCCAGCUGGGAGUAAACCCCCACACAGGAGCAGAGGACUGGUUCUACACAGGGGGAUACUUUGACAGGAAUUACUCCGACUGUCCCAACAUUUAUUGACGCGUCGCUUGCGUCGGAUAGCAUUCACUUCGGUUUUUUUUUUUUAAUAGCAUCUUAGAUUUGCCAUGGUAUGACGGUUGCUGCGUCUUUGCGAUAAUCCCCAUGGAUUUCUGCUCGUCGGAUUAUCGACCAAACUCGCUCGGAAAAACGUUCGUAUGAGAGAAUUUAAAAAAAACAAAGCACAAAAUGUAAACGUAUUUCAUUGUUAGUCUGAAGACAAAUAUCAAUCAGCUUCUGAGAGCAGACGGCAGUGUGCUGUCUGGAGUUGAGCUGCUGCAGGACACAAAGAAAUUGUUUCACUGGAGAUCAAGUUCUCAGCUGUUGCGUAGGCGUUCCACACACUUCAUACUGCAUUCAGAUAUCAAGGGUUACUUAAAAAUCCAUAAGCCACCUUUGUCUAACCAACCCAGAAAUGAGAUGUUUAUUUUAUUUAACCGGCACUAAAAUGUGUAGUUUUUUUUUCUGUGAAUAGAGACCUAACGGUAGAAGCUAAAGCUGCUUGUAAUUAAGUUUACUGCAACUGUAAACCCCUAAUGUAGGUACAUAAAGUUGUUGUCUGCUGUAAUAUAAAUAUAUAUAGUAGUCAGUGCAUGCUUGCCCACUGAGAUGCUUAUUUACACAAUUUAAAGCCAUAAAAUAAUUCUGCACUACAUGAAGGUAUAUCCCACAUUUAAAAGAAAUUUGAUUAUCAAAGAUUUAAGUCUGCUGAUAACAAAUUCCUCCCACUUUCAGGGACAUCUGAGCCUAAAAAUCUUGUGUUGCCAUGGAUGCGGUCAAAAAGCUUUAAUCUACAAGGUUAAACAAUGUUAAUUCAGAGAAUUUGUGCCAAUGAAUUUAUGCCAAAUGACCUGCUGGCAUGUUUUUUCGUGUACUUUUGAAGGCUGUGACUGGAAUCUUUAAGUGAAGAAGCUGCAGUGAGGGAUUCUCAGGCCUCCAAGAGCAUAAGACACGUUUGAGUGUUCACGUAAAAAGAGGGACGUUUGUCAUGCAACUGCGUCUCCUGAAGGCCUUCACAGCCUGUCUCCUCAAACUCUGGAUUUGUAAGUUUCCUCUUGGGAAGAAAAAGCUGUGUUUAGAUGCAGCAGGUGGAAAAACUAUGCAAACCUCUCCAUCUGCAGCCUCCUAAAAUGUGAAAAAUAAACUGUUUCAUUGGUGUUCAGCUUCAAACCAGUUCAGGCACUCCAGAGGCAGCAGUGACAUGAAUGCAGUAGCUGUUGGCUGCCCCCCCCCCCCCCCCCCCCAUUGUUUUUAAGCACUAAGGUUGCAAACAACUGCACAUUUGAACGCGAGAGGUCCCAUGUACAAGUAUGUGAAAUCUGCCCCGUUGCUUCUCCUUUACCUCUGAACUUAAAGCACUUUGUGAAGCCUGAGGUUCAGUCUCAUUAAUCUUAUUUUCCCUUUUACUGCUUUUUGUUAAACAUUCUUAAAAAAUGUUUACAUUAUUGAUGACAUAACUCACCAUGAACUCAUGCUCACUCCUAUGCAUUUAAACCAUGUGGAAUGAAUAAAUUAUGGACUAAAAAACA